Lactuca sativa (garden lettuce) is the source of this 761-nucleotide messenger RNA. RefSeq names its product mRNA splicing factor, thioredoxin-like U5 snRNP. The record is from RefSeq and is a predicted model, not a curated record. Gene Ontology annotation, cellular component: U5 snRNP; spliceosomal complex; U4/U6 x U5 tri-snRNP complex. Gene Ontology annotation, biological process: mRNA splicing, via spliceosome. NCBI's taxonomy places the organism in Eukaryota, Viridiplantae, Streptophyta, Magnoliopsida, Asterales, Asteraceae.
AUUUUGAACGGUUCGGAUUUGUUUUUGGAUUGAUACGGCGUCCCGGAGAUGACGACACAACCUAAUAUUCCACAAAAUCAUUUUUUCCUUCAAAAAUCAGUUUUUCCCACAAUCAACGAAUUUUGACGCAAAGGUUGAAACACAAGUGGUGUGGGUGUGGGUGUGGGCGGAAGGAUGAGCUACCUACUGAGAACAUUAACGAAGAAGGAAGAGGUCGAUUCCAUGAUCAGAGACACCAUUGAUAAGCUACUCGUCCUUCGCUUCGGCAGAUCUUCCGACUCCAUCUGUCUUCAACUCGAUGAUAUACUUUCAAAAUCAGAACGAGAGGUAUCGAAAUUCACUAGUAUAGCAUUAGUCGAUGUUGAUUCGGAGGAAAUUCAAGUUUACAUCAAGUAUUUUGACAUCACACUCAUCCCUUCCACGGUUUUCUUCUUCAAUGCUCAUCACAUGAAGAUGGAUUCGGGGAGUGCAGAUCACACAAAGUGGGUAGGUGCAUUUCAUAGGAAACAGGAUUUCAUUGAUGUUGUAGAGGAAAUAUUUAGAGGAGCCAUGAAAGGCAAGCUGAUAGUGAAUUGCCCACUUCCUCCUGAGCGAAUACCCAAGUUCCAACUCUUAUAUAAAGACCUGUGAAGCUAAAUCUCAUGCAAUGAUUGCUAUUCACAAGGUGUUUGUUUCUUUUUUAAUUAAUGAACCCAAUAAGAUAAGCUAUAUAGUAUAUAUAUGAGUGUUUUUUUUUUUUUUUUUUUUUUUUUUUUUUUUUU